AUGUUCUGCAGAGCUCAGGAUCUCCAAGAUGUGCCUCGUGCAAUCGGAAGCGUGGAGGCGCUAAACCGCGAAAAGGCCCUGGUGCCUCCAGUGGUUUUGACAUUGCCAAAACACUUGAGAGGAAGUGGAAGUGAACAAAUAGAAGAACUUUCGAAAAAGAUGGGAUUGAUUCUGCAAGCUUUAGAAAGAGAACGACAAA
This is a messenger RNA of Eimeria tenella, 199 nucleotides long. RefSeq lists its product as uncharacterized. The record is from RefSeq and is a predicted model, not a curated record. Lineage: Eukaryota; Apicomplexa; Conoidasida; Eucoccidiorida; Eimeriidae. The annotation marks the transcript as partial. The transcript has 2 exons.